AUGCAAGGAGUCAUGACAUCAAUCUAUAACAUUGGCUGCUUCAUCGGUGCUAUGAGUACAAUAUGGACCGGAGACUUGCUUGGCCGGCCUCGCCAGAUAAUACUUGGGUCCACCGUCAUCGGCAUCGGAGCGAUCAUCCAAACAUGCAGUUGGACGGUCGCGAGCAUGAUGGUUGGAAGAAUUGUGGCCGGUCUUGGAACCGGCAUGAACACUGCCACAGCUGGUGUCUGGCAAGCAGAGACCAGUAAGAUGAACAGUAGAGGCAAGCUGGUCAUCAUCCAGAUGGCCAACUGCAUCACCGGCUUUAGUAUCUCGAACUGGCUCACACUUGGGUUUUCCUUCGCUCCUCGAGACGUUGCAUGGCGCUUCCCCCUUGCCUUUCAACUGUUUUUUACCUUCUGCAUUUACGCGAUGUGUCCGUUCCUUCCAGACUCUCCACGACUGCUGAUCCGCAAAGGCAAGCAUGAAGAAGCACUAGAAGUCAUUGCCGCUCUGGAGGGCCAUGGUGCAACACCGGACUCACCAACAGUGAUUACACAGUACAACAUCAUCAAGGAUAUCCUCGAUCGCGAACACAUGAAUACUUACACCUGGUGGCAGUUGCUGAGCGGUAAGGGCCCAAGUGGGGUUCUGAGACGCAUGAUCCUGGGGGCUUGGAUGCAGGCCAUGAAUCAGAUUUCUGGAAUAAACGUCACCAGCUAUUUCAUGAGCUACAUCUUCAUCAACUCACUGGGGAUCUCAGAGCUCUUGUCAAGGAUUCUAGCUGCUGCUGGGUCUGUUGAUUACUUGAUCUUUGCCUGCUUGGCCUACUUCGUGAUCGAGCGAUAUGGUAGACGCAAGGUCAUGAUGUGUUCCGCCGCAGCCUGCUCAAUCUGUUGGAUCGUAAUUGCAGCAGCACAAGGUCAGGCCGAAGCUGGCGGAGACUCUUACAAGCUUGGCAUAGUAGCCGUUUCAUUCUUCUUUAUCUUCUUUGCUAGCUUCGGCAUGGGCGUUCUUGGAGUGCCAUGGUUAUACCCUACUGAAAUCAACGCUCUUGAAAUGCGUACGAAGGGUGCGUCAUUGGCGAUGAGCACCAACUGGAUCUGCAACUAUGCUGUCGUGCAAGCCACAUUACCUGGCAUCCAAAAACUUGGUUACAAGUUCUGGAUCAUCUGGGCUGUCAUCUGCUUUUCCUUCAUUCCAAUCACAUACUUCCUGUACCCAGAGACCGCGAACAGAUCUUUGGAGGACAUUGAUAGAUUUUUCGAAACCAAGCCCGGUAUUCUUAUUCACAGGAACACGUUGGCUGUUCAGUUACGUCGACCUGCGGAGUUCAUCGAGGCUGACGCACGUAUUGCACGAGGAGAAGCAGGUGAGACCGACGAAAAGAGGAGGCGGAGCGCAAGCACAGAGCACGUUGAGACGAAGGAAGCGGUCUGA
Molecule: messenger RNA, 1419 nt
Organism: Ascochyta rabiei
Lineage: Eukaryota; Fungi; Ascomycota; Dothideomycetes; Pleosporales; Didymellaceae
Exons: 6
Coding region: 1-1419 (472 amino acids)
Biological process (GO): transmembrane transport; carbohydrate transport
Cellular component (GO): membrane
Molecular function (GO): carbohydrate:proton symporter activity
Source: RefSeq, a predicted model, not a curated record